UGAAUACAGGGGUUUGGUGAAGCACACUGGAGGCUGUCACUGUGGAGCCGUCCGCUUCGAGGUCUGGGCUUCAGCAGAUCUGCACGUGUUCAACUGCAACUGCAGCAUUUGCACAAAGAAACAGAACCGACACUUCAUCGUGCCAGCGUCACGUUUCAAGCUGCUCAAGGGUGCUGACAACUUGACAACUUACACCUUCAACACACACCGUGCCCAGCACACGUUCUGCAAGACCUGUGGUGUUCAGAGCUUUUAUACUCCUCGUUCCAACCCUGAUGGUUAUGGAAUCGCUCCCCACUGCCUGGAUGAUGGCACUGUGCAGACCAUUAUCACAGAGGAUAUCAAUGGCAAGGAGUGGGAGAAAGCAGUGAGGGAACAUAAGACCAUCAGAGAUAUGUCAAAACCCUGACACACCCUCCCAGCAGCCUUGGGAGCACUGCCAUGGAACUGCAGUCUGGGCUUUCCUGGGUGAUGGUUGGUGAAAUCAAUCUCUAAUUAUUGUUACCUGUUCUCUGUUUCUUAAAUAAAUCUUUCUAUGCUGAUUGUCUCA
This is a messenger RNA of Zonotrichia albicollis (white-throated sparrow), 550 nucleotides long. Lineage: Eukaryota; Metazoa; Chordata; Aves; Passeriformes; Passerellidae. The record is from RefSeq and is a predicted model, not a curated record.